UACAACAACUACAACAAUGUACUGCAGUUUGCUUAAACUAUGGAGAUGUACAAGCUUUUGGGCGUACAGCAUGUGGUCUUAUAUAAAACCAGCUGUGGAAAAGACCUAGAGAAGCUUCUGAAAUAUUAUGAAUCAGAAGGGAUAUUGGAGAUUGUUUCUUGGCCUAUCAAUAAGUUUCUGAAUCCAUCCUCCGGCUGGAAUUUUCAGGAACAUAAGGGUGAUCUCCAUUAUUAUGGUCAGUUAGUAACACUCAACGAGUGCAUCUACAGGCACAUGUAUCAAUCCAAAUAUGUUCUACUGAAUGACAUUGAUGAGAUCAUCAUGCCGUACAAACACACUAAUUUACAGGCCCUUAUGGAGUACCUCCAGUCUACUCACCCUGGUGCAAGUGUAUUCCAUGUUAAAAGCCAUUUAUUCCCCACAACACAGUUUGAGGAGAGCGGGAAGUUCAAGCGAAAAGAAUGGAAUAAUAUUCCUGGAGUAAACAUCAUGGAGCAUAUCUACAGAGCACCAGAACCAAAGAACGUUUACAAUCCCGCAAAGAUGAUCAUAAAUCCAAGAAAGGUGGAGCAGACCUCAGUACAUUCCUCUUUGAAACAUUCUGGAUAUUAUUGCUUUGUAGCUUUUGAUGUGUCUAGGAUGAUACAUGUGAGAGAACCCUUUCAGAAUGGUGCAAAUCUUACAAAAGAGCAAUUGUUGGUAGAUAAAAGAGUCUGGGACUUUAAGCAUGAACUGAUACCCAAUGUUGACCGGACUUUGAAACUUUCAGGUUUUUUAACAUGAUUUUACAAGAAGUAUGCAAAAUUGAUCAAUUGUAAAUCAGAGUUUUAUAACUAUGAAGAGAACCAAAGUAAAGUUAAACUGAUUAGUCCCGUAUUGCCAACACAAUCUCACGGCAAUUCGUAACUUUUUCAUUUAGUGGCUAAUUCGUAUGAAUUCGUACGAUCUAAUUCGU
Molecule: messenger RNA, 955 nt
Organism: Danio rerio (zebrafish)
Lineage: Eukaryota; Metazoa; Chordata; Actinopteri; Cypriniformes; Danionidae
Source: RefSeq, a predicted model, not a curated record